AAUAAAUGAUAGCAAAAUUAUCAAUUAUGGAGGAUGGAGUCAUGUGUAGAAGUUCACGCAAGUGAGGAAAGUUCUCUGAUCGCCAUUCACUUGGGAGUGGCCAGAAACGAUUCUUUUACAUAUGACUCAAGCAGCUCACGACUUCCGGUCUUUGACCAAGUAUCCUCUGGGUAGCCUAAGAACAUCCGUUUGAAGGCGAGCUAACGUGAGAAGGCGAAACAUCCCCUGCAUAGGGUUGUGCGCUGGGUUUGGGACCCGCCACGUAAAAAAACACCCCCAAUGAAAAAGCAAACACAGCCUCGGAUGAGAGACCCCCCUUUUGAUGACGACCAUGGCAAACGAAAUAAGGACUAUGAUUUGAGGGCAUGCACCUGGAAUGUCCGGUCCCUUAAUUGGGAAGGUGCCGCUGCCCAGCUGGUAGAUGUCCUCGUAAAGAUAAAGGCUGACAUCACCGCCGUCCAAGAAAUGCGAUGGACGGGACAAGGACAGAGACGAGUAGGUCCUUGUGACAUUUACUACAGUGGCCAUAUAAAGGAGCGCAAGUUUGGUGUUGGAUUCGUGGUGGGAGAGAGACUCCGUCGCCGAGUACUAUCAUUCACUCCGGAGAAUGAACGUCUAGCCACAAUCCGCAUCAAAGCGAGGUUCUUCAACAUAUCGCUGAUUUGCGCCCACGCCCCGACGGAAGAGAAGGACGAUGUGACCAAAGAUGCCUUUUAUGAGUGCUUGGAGCGCACUUAUGAGAGAUGCCCCCGCCACGAUGUCAAAAUCGUGCUUGGCGACUUCAACGCCAGGAUGGGCAAAGAAGGUAUCUUUGGCACUACGGUCGGUAAAUUCAGCCUCCACGAGGAAACAUCCCCAAAUGGGUUGAGGCUGAUCGACUUCGCCGGGGCCCGAAAUAUGGUUAUCUGUAGUACUAGAUUCCAGCAUAAGAAGAUACAUCAAGCUACCUGGCUGUCUCCGGAUCGAAAAACCACCAACCAGAUCGAUCAUGUUGUGAUAGACGGAAGACACGUCUCCAGUGUUUUAGAUGUGCGUGCGCUCCGAGGUCCUAACAUCGACUCGGACCACUAUCUUGUUGCAGCCAAGAUUCGCACCCGCCUCUGUGCAGCAAAAAACGCACGCCAACAAACACAAGGAAGGUUCGACGUCGAGAAGCUGCAAUCACAACAGACAGCCGAACGAUUUUCUACUCGGCUUGCACUCCUGCUCUCUGAGAGCACUCGUCAACAACUCGGUAUAAGGGAACUGUGGGACGGCAUUUCAAACUCCUUACGUACAGCUGCAACCGAAACCAUUGGUUUUCGAAAAGUGCAAAAGAACAGCUGGUACGACGAGGAGUGCCGUGUCGCAGCGGAGAGAAAACAGGCUGCCUACCUCGAUACGAUCGACCACAACACGUGCAGGAUGGGAUAGAUACCGAGAGUUGAAGAGGGAGGCGAGACAUAUACGAGAAGAUGCGGCGGCUUACAGAAGGUUUCAAGACCGGAGCAUACUCUUGUAGAACCCCCCAAGGUGAUCUAGCCACCGAUGCCCAGAGCAUACUUAAAUUAUGGAGGGAACACUUCUCCAGCCUGCUGAAUGGCAGUGAACGCACAACACCAGGAGAAGGCGAACCCGAUACCCCAAUCGAUGACGAUGGAGCAGACGCUCCAUUGCCCGACCAUGAAGAAGUUCGAAUAGCAACUGCCCAUCUAAAAAACAAUAAAGCGGCAGGUGCCGCCUGAUUGCCGGCCGAGCUACUCAAACACGGCGGCGAAGAGCUGAUAAAGUGCAUGCAUCAGCUUCUUUGCAAAUAUGAUCGGACGAACGUAUGCCCAACGAUUGGAAUUUAAGUGUGCUAUGCCCAAUCCAUAAAAGAGGAGACCCCACAAUCUGCGCCAACUACCUUAUCAGACCUUAUCAGUGUGGCUUUAGACCUGGUAAAUCAACAACCGACCAGAUAUUCACCAUGCGCCAAGUCUUGGAAAAGACCCGUGAAAGGAGAAUCGACACACACCACCUCUUCGUCGAUUUCAAAGCUACUUUCGACAGCACGAAAAGGAGCUGCCUUUAUGCCGCGAUGUCUGAUUUUGGUAUCCCCGCAAAACUAAUACGGCUGUGUAAACUGACGUUGAGCAGCACCGAAAGCUACGUCAGGAUCGGGAAGGACCUCUCCGAGCCGUUCGAUACCAAAUGAGGUUUCAGACAAGGCGAAUCCCUAUCGUGCGACUUCUUCAAUCUGCUGCUGGAGAAAAUUAUUCGAGCUGCAGAACUGAAUGGAGCAGGUAGAAUCUUUUAUAAGAGUGUACAGCUGCUGGCGUAUGCCGAUGAUAUCAAUCGACGAGCAAAAGCCAAACUCUAUAAGUCGCUCAUAAUUCCCGUCCUGCUAUAUGGUGCAGAGGCUUGGACGAUGACAACAACCGAUGAGUCGACGUUGCGAGUUUUCGAGAGAAAAGUUCUGCGAAAAAUUUAUGAUCCUUUGCGCGUUGGCCACGGCGAAUAUCGCAUUCGAUGGAACUAUGAGCUGUACGAGAUAUACGACGACAUUGACAUAGUUCAGCGAAUUAAAAGACAGCGGCUACGCUGGCUAGGUCAUGUUGUCCGGAUGGAUGAAAACACUCCAGCUCUGAAAGUAUUCGACGCAGUACCCGCCGGGGGAAGCAGAGGAAGAGGAAGACCUCCACUCCGUUGGAAGGACCAAGUGGAGAAAGACCUGGCUUCGCUUGGAAUAUCCAAUUGGCGCCACGUAGCGAAGAGAAGAAACGACUGGCGCGCAGUUGUUGACUCGGCUAUAAUCCCGUAAGCGGUGUCUACGCCAGUAAAGACGAAGAAAAGCAUGUCGAACGAGAGUUUUAACACUUCGGCCGGUAUGGUCGCCAGUAUGCCGGUGCAAGCUUUUGAAUAGCCACUACGUCUGCAAAACGUUUUCCUUUCAUGGGCAAAUGCAUUUUUCCGAAAAGUAAGCAGUCGCACGGUACCAUUUCAGGUGAAUACCGGGAGUGGUUAAUGGUUAAAAUGUGAUUUUUGACCUCUUCAAUGAUGUCCUUCGAAUGUUGGAUUCUGAGCAAUUUUUGGCCGUUAGUCAAUUUGUGCCGAACAAACCAUGCACACACCUUUCGUAAGCCCAACUGUUCGGUCAAAAUGUGAUAAAUUGAUAUUUUGGAGAUGUUCAAUUCCAUUUCCAUCAAUUUGAGUGAUUGAUGGAAAUUUGAUUUUUUACGAAUUCAUUCACAGUUUCGAUGGAAUUUCCGGUGACCACGGAUUUUGAUUGGCCCACAUGUUGAUCGUCAUUUAUGUCCACACGACCACUUUGAAAACGUUGAAGCCACUAGUACUCUC
Molecule: messenger RNA, 3318 nt
Organism: Bactrocera dorsalis (oriental fruit fly)
Lineage: Eukaryota; Metazoa; Arthropoda; Insecta; Diptera; Tephritidae
Product: craniofacial development protein 2-like
Exons: 2
Coding region: 280-1413 (377 amino acids)
Biological process (GO): chromatin remodeling
Cellular component (GO): nucleus
Molecular function (GO): catalytic activity
Source: RefSeq, a predicted model, not a curated record